CAACGAAUGUAAACAAUAACAACACCCUCUUCGCUGGUAAACAGUCGUAGUCAGCCAUCGUCGUUUUGUGGUCUCCGUGAUUUUUGUGCUGUGCUGUGAAAUAUUCCUCCCAACCCACUCAUCAUCACUUUCGCCUUCAACCAAAAACAUGGAAGAGGAUUACGGCGUUACUGAUUCGCCUCGGAAGGGGCCCACGCUGUCCACGUCAACCUCCAGCUUCGAGCCGUUCGAUGCACACGACCCGAACCUAUCCCGCUUGGCGACAAAAAUGUUCCAGAAAACGGGCGACUACAUUACCCACGAGCUGGCCUCAACGGUGGACGAUUACAAGCUGAUUGAAAGCAUGAACCGUGCGAUGAUGGGCAAGGUGGCGGACAUGCGACAGAUGUCGCAAUCGAUCGCUGCGAAAAACGCAGAACUGAACCAGAAGUAUGAGGAUUUGAAACCCCUGCUGCAAAGGAUUGAUGACAUUGAGUCCACGGUGGACAAGCUGGAGGCAGCCGCAUAUCAGCUCGAUUCGUACUCGAUUCGCUUGGAGAACAAGUUUAAGUCACUGAAAGCCAAGCAGUAGAUUGAUGGGGAUUACACAUUAGUGGGUAUAUAUUUAUUCAUUCAGCAAUACGCAACAUAAAAAAGGACGGCGUGAUUCCGGCAGCCCCGUCAGCCAAGAAUUAGUUUAAACAUUAUCGCUACUAUGUUAAGAAAUAUUAAUGGAACUGUAAAUAAACGCAAAGAAGUUCGUUAGCCCAUUA
Messenger RNA from Anopheles coluzzii, 752 nucleotides. It is a transcript of the gene Blos2, whose product is annotated as biogenesis of lysosome-related organelles complex 1 subunit 2. The transcript has 2 exons. Gene Ontology annotation, biological process: endosomal transport; lysosome localization. Gene Ontology annotation, cellular component: gamma-tubulin complex; BLOC-1 complex; BORC complex. The record is from RefSeq and is a predicted model, not a curated record. Bases 149 to 571 code for a protein of 140 amino acids. Gene Ontology annotation, molecular function: gamma-tubulin binding. Lineage: Eukaryota; Metazoa; Arthropoda; Insecta; Diptera; Culicidae.